CCGCAAAUCUUCUCCUGUACAUUACACACACUUAUUACUUAAUACUUGGUACACAUAAUUUUCAACUUAACUGUUAAUUUCUUUAAUAUUCCUAUUGUUUUGAUUAAUUAUUGGUGAAUUAAACUGAGUAGAAUAAUUACAUUUCUUUCAUAUACAGUACAUACAUUUUCUUAUCAUUAUGGUGGCAGCCUCCAAAAAAACCAUCAACAGUAUAGGUACAGUUUUGGCAAACGCAAAAUUGCCAAUGAAAGAACGUUUCCGUGCAUUGUUUACUUUAAAAAACCUUGGUGGUAAUCUGGCUAUUGAAAAUAUUUCUAAAUGUUUUACCGACAAAUCGGUUUUGUUGAAGCACGAGUUGGCAUAUUGCUUAGGACAAAUGAGAGAUGAAUAUGCUAUUCCAUAUUUAAUCGAAGUACUUAAAGAUGUCAAACAAGAGCCUAUGGUUCGUCAUGAAGCUGCUGAAGCACUUGGAGCAAUCGGUAAAAAAGAUGUUGUACCAAUUUUAGAAGAAUAUAGAAAUGAUCCUGUUGUAGAGUUAGCUGAAACAUGUCAAUUAGCUUUAGGAAGGCUUUUGCUUUCAAAAAGUGAAGCAAAUAUUGAAAAUAUUUAUGGAUCUGUUGAUCCUGCUCCUCCUUCAGAAAUAAAAAGUUUAGAAGAACUUGAAAGAAUUCUUAAUGAUGACAACGAAAACCUUUUUAAUAGAUACAAAGCAAUGUUUUCACUGCGAGAUAUUGCAUCGCCUGAAAGUAUUGUUAUACUUUCUAAAGCAUUAUCCCGUGGAAGUGCAUUAUUUAAACAUGAAAUUGCAUUUGUUUUGGGACAAUUACAAUCGCCUCUUAGUGUACCAUAUUUAAAAGAAUCAUUAACAGAUGAAUCUCAAAAUGAUAUGGUCCGACAUGAAUGUGCUGAAGCAUUAGGUGCAAUUGCAACUGAUGACUGCUAUGAUAUAUUAAAAAAAUAUCUAAAUGACCAAAAAGUAGUUGUCAAAGAAAGUUGUGAAGUAGCAUUAGAUAUGUGUGAUUAUGAAAACUGUUCUGAUUUUCAGUAUGCUGACACUCUUGAAAAAGUUACUUCAUAGGUUUUUAAUUUAUGA
This is a messenger RNA of Sipha flava (yellow sugarcane aphid), 1093 nucleotides long. It is a transcript of the gene nero, whose product is annotated as deoxyhypusine hydroxylase. Bases 179 to 1078 code for a protein of 299 amino acids. The transcript has 3 exons. Gene Ontology annotation, molecular function: deoxyhypusine monooxygenase activity. Gene Ontology annotation, biological process: peptidyl-hypusine biosynthetic process. NCBI's taxonomy places the organism in Eukaryota, Metazoa, Arthropoda, Insecta, Hemiptera, Aphididae. The record is from RefSeq and is a predicted model, not a curated record.